CGCGGUUGGGCCAGUCCCUCUGAGGUAAAUCGCGCGGCGUGGAGGCGCCUUGCUCAGUGUGCUCCGUCCGUCGAGCGAGAUGCGGGCGGCGGCGGCGGCAUUGGCGUUGUUGUGGGCGCUGUGUCUGCUGAGCCCUUCGGCCACGGCGCAGUCGGUGUGGACGGCGUGGCUGAACGUGUCUUGGCGGCUGCCCGGAGGCAACGACUCGGCGUGGAGCGCGGGGGAGCACGGCCUCUUCGGGCAGGACUCUCCGCUGAGGAGGGUCUCGGGGCUGGUGGUCGCCCCUGACGGAGGAGGAGCAGGAGGAGGCGGCCUCAGUGCCUGCAGCGCCCGCACCAACUUCAGCGGCGCCCCUUCGGCGGCGGGCUCCCCGUGGCUGGCCCUCAUCCAGCGCGGAGGAGGGUGCACCUUCAGCGAGAAGAUCAACGCCGCCGCCAGGAACGGAGCCUCCGCCGCCGUCAUCUUCAACCACGCCGGCGGCACCGGGACAGACGUCCAGACCAUGACGCACCCGGGUACAGGAAACACUGUAGCCAUUAUGAUUAGUUAUGCGAAAGGCAAAGAAAUACUCCAUAAGAUGGAAGUUGGUUUUCAAGUAACUAUGAUCAUUGAAGUGGGGAAAAAACAUGGACCAUGGAUGAAUAACUAUUCCAUCUUCUUCGUUUCUGUGUCCUUCUUCAUUGUCACAGCAGCUACUGUUGGGUACUUCAUAUUUUACUCUGCUCGAAGGCUUAGGAUUGCAAGAGCUCAAAAUAGGAGACAGAGACGUCUGAAAGCAGAUGCCAAAAAAGCUAUCGGUCAACUGCAACUGCGCACAUUGAAACAAGGAGACAAGGAAACUGGUCCUGAUGCAGAUAGCUGUGCUGUGUGUAUUGAAGUGUACAAGCCAAAUGAUGUUGUGCGAAUUUUAACCUGCAAUCAUCUCUUCCACAAGAACUGUAUUGACCCUUGGCUGCUUGAACACAGAACAUGUCCCAUGUGUAAAUGUGACAUACUCAAGGCUCUAGGAAUUGAGGUGGAUAUUGAAGACAGAGCAGAGUCCUUGCAAGCCACAGUGCCCACUGAAGCCUCUAACAUCCCUUCACCCACUGAAGAGGAUAAUCACAGUGAGACAGCAUCAUCUGGCUAUGCUUCUGUUCAGGGAACUGAUGAGCCUGCUCCAGAGGAACCUGCCCCUUCAGCAAAUGACAACCUCCACCUUGUGAACAACACACUGCAGUCUCCAGCUGUAGAUGUGCUUCCACAUCUUGACAAUCCAGCUUUUGAAGCAGAUGAAGUACAAGUCCUGGAAGCAAAGUCUUAAAAUGACUGCCAUGAAAAAACUGCUAUCUACUUGACAAACCAGCAUCAACCAAUGACAGAUCUGAUCAGACUGAUGUAGCAGCAAUCUUGCCUUGAUAAUGUGAUAAAAUACACAAUUUAAGGUUGCGUUUCUAUGGUUUGACUUGCCCACUAACUUAUUUCCUUGUGGAAUUAAUUAUGGCGCUCUUCGUCUAUCUUUCAGUUAUGACCAAGGAAGACAGAAUCUUAAAACCGAGUCAUCUGAGCACAAACACUUUCUCAUGCGUUAGAACUUAACUUAUUCAGCCUACAAAAAUUGUACUGGAUGUUUUUAAAGGUCUUCUAGUUUUAAAUUAACUGUCUUAAUUGACUUGGGGUUUUUUGAGCUUUGGGUUUCAUGUACUCACUAAAGUAUAUUGCUUUUCAGGAUCAGCCUGGUUUAUUGUGUGUUUAUAUAACUACAGAGCAGCCUUAUACUCACACCUUAAGCUCUGGGGUUAGCCUCUUGCUGCGUUGGGCUACUAGACCAAACAAAACAAGCCACUUCUCAAACAUACCCAUAAAAUAAUUUGGGAAUUCUCUGCACCUAGUUCACUAGAUAGAAAGAAGUUAAAACUUGUUAAACAAAGGGCACAUUCCGUUAUUUGAACAAAUGGUUUAUUAACCAUUUUGAAUGUGCACAUUUUACUGGGACAGGAGGAAUAUGGUUAAAGGACAUACACUUUGCCCAUGUUUAGUGUGAACUGCUUUAAGUUUUAACGGAUGCACACUGCCACAUAGUCCUGAAAUGUGCCCAGUUUUUUAAAUGCUGCUCUCAGCUUUGUUAGAUGCUGAAGAUCUGUCACUCAGAGGGAAUUUUUGUUGCUGCUACUCUGAAGGAAUUGUUAAAUAAAGAUAAGGUUAAAAAGUUCUGUUGCUAUUCAGAGUUGUGGGAGAACAUGAGUAAAGUGGCAGUUGAUGAAUGGAAGAAUGUCUUCUGAAAUUAUUUUUCUAAUGUGUGAGACAUGAAUUUGAAUUUGAACAUAAAGAGGGGGACUCAGGGUGCCUUAGCAUGGAGCCUGGAACCUCAUCCACUCAAGUGAACUACUGUAUCUAAUAAUGCACUUUAUUUUAUUUUGUAUUCUCCAUGGCUGUUUCCAGUGGCAAGGCUAGAAUAAAUUUGGACUGAAGAAUGGCAAUAAUGUCUUUUUAACUCUGCGGUUGAUUCUGACAGGAGACAACGGUACAUCUUUCCCCUCGUUUUUGGAUAGUGUUUGAUAAAGUUGUAAAUAAUUUUGAUUUCUAUUAAAUUCUGUUGACUGCGAAAUGUAAAUAAAGCUCUUCUAAUGUCUGUUAAGGAUGUUUACUUUUUUAUAUAUAUAUAAUAAAAGCGGUUGUGUAUAAACUGGA
This is a messenger RNA of Sceloporus undulatus (fence lizard), 2670 nucleotides long. It is a transcript of the gene RNF128, whose product is annotated as ring finger protein 128. The transcript has 7 exons. The record is from RefSeq and is a predicted model, not a curated record. Bases 80 to 1303 code for a protein of 407 amino acids. Lineage: Eukaryota; Metazoa; Chordata; Lepidosauria; Squamata; Phrynosomatidae.